This is a messenger RNA of Pocillopora verrucosa, 1628 nucleotides long. RefSeq lists its product as uncharacterized. NCBI's taxonomy places the organism in Eukaryota, Metazoa, Cnidaria, Anthozoa, Scleractinia, Pocilloporidae. The record is from RefSeq and is a predicted model, not a curated record.
AUCAAAACAUGGCGACACAUCCUUCGACAUUUUACGCGCUAAGUGACGUUAAGCUACCUGAGAGAGUUGUCCUCUGGGACGAGACUGAGGUGGCUAAAAAGCAGAUAGAACAAGUCGGUGCAUCUGCUUGUGGAGCUACAGCAGUUUUAAAUGUUCUGAAAUUGCUUGGAAGAUCUGCAUCAGUGGAUGAGGCAAAUAAUGCAGUAAAAACCAAGCUAAGAGAUCUUGAAGCUCCUUUACCACAAUAUCUUUCAUCUCGUAGUGUUGCGGGAACAACACAUAUAGAUCUCAUCGAGGGCCUAGGAAAACUAACCUGUGGAGAAAUUGUUGGGCAGUUCUUUCACACGUACCCUGAACGUGACUUUGACUUAGAAAAUUGGCUGAAAUAUUGGCUCGUACAUGGUGCCAUACCUGUAGCAACCUUAAAUUGUCAAAAGGUUCCUUUGACUGAUGGAACAAUACCAGAUGCUUGGCAUCAUCAAGUUAUUUGUGGUGUGAGCAGCAAUGGGGUUCAUCUUACUAAUCCAGAGGCAGUGUGCCCCUUUAAUGAAAUAUCUAAACAGCUUUGCAGUGAAUCCGUUCUUCUCAUUCGCCGGCAUGACAUCAUACGGCGAUGGAGUAACAAUAUUGACUAUUCUUCUUGGAACUCUGAUGGAAUAAAUCAAAGGUGGAUUGAAUUGAAAGUCCAAGAGCAGAUUAAUCGCAUGGUAAAAGAAGAAACACUUCUUCUACUUCAUGGAAGUGAAAUUAAACACAGAGAGCUGUUAACAACACACAUCACUAUUCCUGCUGCAUACAAAUCAGGGAUUACUCUGUUUGCUCUAAGGGAUUCUAGGACACAUGGACUUUUAGAAAACAGCACUGAACUUCCUAUUAAGCUUAUCAAUCAGAGAAAAGAUAUUGAAGAACAAUACUCUGGAGGGCAGAUAAAUCUGAGCAUCAAUGUAUAAUGUAAGAUGGAAACUAAAUAUUAGGAAAAAAGACAAACACCAAUGUGGGGUGUGACUGUAGACUGUUGCUAGAGUGUUAACAAGAAAAAAUAUAUAAACAAAGACAUUAAUGAUAAUAAAAUAAUGACAGAAGUUGUGGACCAUAGCACAAUUUGAAGCUGUUGAUAAAUGCUGGUAGUUUUUGUCAAUGUACUCAUUUAUUAUCAUUAUUAUUCAGUAAAGGUAAUAUUUAUUACCAAAGCUGUUGAUGCAGAAGUUAAAAUUUUUAAAUAACAUGCUCUGCUGAAGUACAAAUUAGAAAUUAAUUUAAAUAUUGGUGAUUUGAUAAAGGCAUUUAAAGUUUGUGAUUUAAAAUGUUGAUUUUAAGAUAGCAAACUGCUGCUUAAAUUAAUCAAGUAGCAUUAAAAUUAAUUAACGUUGUAUUAUAAUUUACUACCUCUUUCCGGCGUACUAACUUUGGAAUGUGGGAUGCACAUCUUUGCUGCAAUAAUUUCUUUUUUUUCACAAUUUCCUGGGGGAGUAUGCCCCACAAUGGCACCUUCAAUUACUCAUGUUAUGUUGCUGGCAAAUAAACUUGGAUAUUUACAAAUGUAUAUAUACAUUUUGUGUUGAAGGUCAUGCUAGAAAAAAAUAUAUGUCAACAUACAGAGAGAUUGAAAUAAAGAUAGUUGCUUUAGA